Copidosoma floridanum is the source of this 2146-nucleotide messenger RNA. RefSeq names its product nuclear cyclophilin protein Moca-cyp (gene Moca-cyp). NCBI's taxonomy places the organism in Eukaryota, Metazoa, Arthropoda, Insecta, Hymenoptera, Encyrtidae. Gene Ontology annotation, biological process: protein folding; protein peptidyl-prolyl isomerization. Gene Ontology annotation, cellular component: mitochondrion; cytoplasm. Gene Ontology annotation, molecular function: peptidyl-prolyl cis-trans isomerase activity; cyclosporin A binding. The record is from RefSeq and is a predicted model, not a curated record.
CUUACUUAGGGUACCCUAUAAUACUUAUAACUUAUAUACCAUCACCUAACUUCUGUAUAUAUAGGCAAAAGUAACAUAUAUUUUGGUGUCGUGGACUCCGUAUUCUCGGUGACUCCAUGUUCGUGGUGAUCGUGAAUCGUGGUAUUUAUAUAUAUAGUCGUGUGUACUUAUAUAGGUAGAUAUCGAUUGUAAAUAAAGUAAACAAUUUUAUCGUGAUGUCUCCAAGGUCUUUAGUCGAGCGAGCAUAUUGUUUAACCCCUCGAUCAAGUACAAGUAUUUGUAAGGACUAGUAGAAGAGCAAUUGAGCGAAUUUUAUGUUGAACGAAAAAUCUUUGGAAGCAGUGGUGGAACUUGAGGUUAUACAUCACCCGGCUUGUUCUCCCGUAUUCAAUUUAUCAAACAGCGACUAAAAAAAAAAAAAAAAAAAAAUGAAGAUCAAGCCCAGAGUUUACUUUGACGUGGAGGUUGGUGGUCUGCCAAUUGGACGCAUCGUGUUUGAACUGUACUCGGAUGUGUGUCCGAGGACAGUAGAGAACUUUCGAGCACUGUGUACUGGAGAAAUGGGCCUUGGUUUGACGACAAACAAACCGCUUUUCUACAAGGGCAUUGUGUUUCACCGAGUCGUUAAGAAUUUUAUGAUACAGAGUGGUGACUUUUCCGUAGGAAAUGGAACAGGUGGGGAAUCAAUAUAUGGUGGAACUUUUAAGGACGAGAACUUUUCAAUCAUGCAUGACAAGCCUUUUCUAUUGUCGAUGGCCAAUAGGGGCAAGGACACUAAUGGUUCCCAGUUUUUUAUUACAACCCAGCCAGCCCCCCACCUUGAUAAUAUUCACGUGGUGUUUGGAGAAGUCGUAUCUGGCCAGGAGGUAGUUAAUCACAUUGAGAAUCUACCUGUUGACCGAAUGUCUAGACCUCUACAGGAUGCCAAGGUUGUGAACUGUGGAGAGCUUGUUCUCAAGUCGAAACACAAGGAUAAAAAAAAGAAAGAGAAGAAGAAGGAGAGUGCUAGUGAAUCUAGUUCCGAGAGUGAUUCUGAAAAGAACAAGAAAAAGAAAGCCAAAAAGAAGAAGUGGACAGAGGUCGAGGACAAGGCUCCUGAGACAAAAAAGAGCAAGACUGAGGAUGCACCUCAUCCACUGGUGUCUGUCACUAAAAUCGAUCCGGACGAGAUACCCGAGGUGCCUGCUAACAAAUUCCUCUAUCGUGGUGGUUCGGAUAAUAACGCCAAUCAAAAACAAUUUGUGAGAGAUCGCCGGCAAAAUUACAGAACUUCACCCGGUGGUAGGAUCUUCAAAGGACGAGGGGUCUGCAGAUAUCGUUCUGCGUCGCGAAGUCGCUCCCGAAGCUUCACGCCACCGCACUGGAAACGCGAGCAGAAGAAGAUAAUCAAGUUUCCCGAGUUCCAGAAGAUAGUCCAGAAACAACAGAGAGCCGACGACGCACUGUCUGACCAAGAGGGUAAGGAUGAGGAAGGAAAAGCCAGUACACAGAACAAUGGAAAACUCAACGAAAAGAAUUCUCAGCGAGAAGCAGAGAAGGAAAACACCCCUAAAAAAGAGAAGAAGUCAUCGCACGGCAGUCCCAAGGGACAUAACAACUCGGUGGACAACAAGCAUCGGCCUAGCAAGCCCAGCAAUUGGGACGAAAAGCCCAAGUCGAGCCGGCACAAUGAUGGAAGCGAUUCGAAGCAAAAGUCCAGCCGGCACAAUGACUCCAAUGACAAGUACAAGUCGUCCUCGUCGUCUCACAGGUCAUCCAGACGAUCGGCCGAGCGCAAUGACGAUAAGUCGCGAAGCCGGCAUCGCUCCAAGCAUCGGUACCACAAAUCGUCACCCAGUCGCAGUAGGAGGAGGUCGCCUCGUCGGCGCUCGCCUUACGAGUCCUCGUCGUCGAGGUCGAGACGUUCACCUCGUCGACGAUCACGCUGAAGGCAGUAAUUUCUCUGCGAUCGGAUUAUUCACGGGUGUACCUAAUUUCAUCAUUUGACGAAGAUAAUUAUAACGGUUAUACCCAGUGGCUUUGAAUGAAGUAAAUUUUAUAGUUAUGAACUUGGUUGUUUAACCAGCAAAAAUAAAAGGGAAUCGUUUUAUUAGAAAUGGGUUUCAUUUUUAUUUAGAAUAAAAAAAAAACAAUGAUUUUUCUAGUA